AUGCUGGUUGUCCUUCGAGACGGCAGAAAGCUACACGGCGUAUUACGAUCUUAUGACCAGUUUGCCAACCUCGUGUUAGAAGACACCUACGAAAGGAUAUAUCAUCGGAACAUGUUUGCAGAACAGCACCAUGGUCUCUUUUUGAUUCGAGGGGAGAAUGUCGUACUGAUGGGCGAAAUCGACCUGGAUAAAGAAGAUGAUGUUCCUCUCAAGCAGGUAGAAUACCACCAGCUCGAACCAUAUCAUAUCAAGGAACUUGAACACAAGAAACUGCACGAGGAAGCGAAAGCGCAAUACCUAUUCGAACAUAAUGGUUUCUCGCGAGAAGGUGGUGAGGGUGAUGGAUACUAG
This is a messenger RNA of Coprinopsis cinerea okayama7#130, 351 nucleotides long. RefSeq lists its product as hypothetical. Gene Ontology annotation, biological process: deadenylation-dependent decapping of nuclear-transcribed mRNA. Gene Ontology annotation, molecular function: RNA cap binding. Gene Ontology annotation, cellular component: Lsm1-7-Pat1 complex; P-body. The transcript is spliced from 3 exons. The record is from RefSeq and is a predicted model, not a curated record. The coding region runs from base 1 to 351 and encodes 116 amino acids. Lineage: Eukaryota; Fungi; Basidiomycota; Agaricomycetes; Agaricales; Psathyrellaceae.